Molecule: messenger RNA, 732 nt
Organism: Vicia villosa (hairy vetch)
Lineage: Eukaryota; Viridiplantae; Streptophyta; Magnoliopsida; Fabales; Fabaceae
Exons: 1
Coding region: 1-732 (243 amino acids)
Source: RefSeq, a predicted model, not a curated record
AUGGUUAAUUAUAGUUUCUUAGACAAAGGUUAUGUUGGCAUCAACGUUAAGUGGAAAGGAAUAGUUUAUAAUCUCGUGAAUGUCAAUGCGUCUUGUAAUAGGGUAGAGAGGCAGCACACUUGGGAUUCUUUGAUUAGGAUAAAAAAUAGUAGGAUUAAUGAGGAAUGGUGUGUGGCGGGAGAUUUUAAUGAAGUCUUGAGAAAAGAAGAGCAUAUUGGGGUGGGAAGUCAUCGGGAUUGGAGAGGUAUGGAGGAUUUUCGAAGCUUCGUGGAGGAAAUGGAAUUAAUUGAUAUUAAUUGUGUUGGAGGGAAGUUCACAUGGUUCAAAGACAAUGGCAAAUCUAUGAGAAGAUUAGAUAGAUUCUUGCUUUCUAAGAAGUUGAUUGAGAUGUGGGAGGUGGUUGAUCAAAUAAUUGAAAAAAGAGACAUCUCGGAUCAUGCCCCGAUUCGCCUUUAUGUGGGAAAACUAGAUUGGGGUCCUAAACUUUUUUGCUUUAAUAAUUCUUGGCUCAAGCAUGAAGAUUUUAAUGCCUUUAUGGUUAAUGAGUGGAAGAGAUUGGAGAUUAGAGGAAGGGGGGAUUUUGUGCUUUAUGAGAAAUUAAAAAAGUUUAAGGAGCGUCUACGGGAGUGGAAUGAGGAGGUGUUUGGUUGGAUUGAUUUGAGGGUGGAGGAUGCGUCGGCAAAGAUUAAUGUUCUUGAUAAGGAUAUCGAGUUGAACAUGGGGGUGAUAUAG